ACCACCGAUGAAGAAAUGAUCCGCCCGCUCCGAGCCUCCCCCUCCCCCACGCUCCACCGCUGCCGCCCGCGCCCCCCUCCCCCACGCCUCCCGCCUUCCGCCGCAGCAGCAGGGGGACGGGGCUUGGGCUGCCACCUCCGUUGCCUCUCCGCCGCCGCCGCGCCAAUGGAUCAGCAGCCGCUGAGGAAGGAUCUGUACCCGCACACCGAGCCCUACGACUCCGGGUUCCUCAAGGUCUCCGGCGUGCACACCAUCUACUACGAGCAGUCCGGGAACCCCCACGGCCAUCCUGUUGUCUUCCUCCACGGUGGUCCUGGAGCUGGCACGUCGCCCGGCAAUCGGAGGUUCUUUGACCCGGAGUUCUUCAGGAUAGUUUUGUUCGAUCAGAGAGGUGCAGGCAGAAGUACUCCUCAUGCUUGCCUGGAAGAGAACACUACUUGGGACUUGGUCGCUGACAUCGAGAAGCUUAGACAGCAUCUUGGCAUUCCAGAGUGGCAGGUAUUUGGCGGUUCAUGGGGAAGCACAUUAGCUAUUGCGUACAGCCAGACCCAUCCUGAUAAGGUGACUGGCAUUGUUCUAAGAGGCAUUUUCUUGCUUAGGAAAAAGGAGCUUGAUUGGUUCUAUGAGGGUGGUGCAGCAGCUAUUUUCCCAGAUGCGUGGGAACCAUUUAGAGAUUUUAUUCCUGAGGAUGAAAGGAAUUGUUUCAUAGCUGCAUAUAGCAAAAGACUAACUUCCUCUGACGCUGAUGUCCAGGCUGAAGCUGCUAAGAGAUGGACAAUGUGGGAGAUGAUGACUGCACAUCUUAUUCAAAAUCACGAGAACAUCAAGCGAGGGGAGGAUGAUAAAUUCUCAUUGGCAUUUGCAAGGAUUGAAAACCAUUAUUUUGUGAAUAAGGGAUUUUUACCCUCGGACUCUCAUCUAUUAGAUAAUGUUGACAAGAUUCGACACAUUAAAGCUUUUAUUGUGCAGGGCCGUUAUGAUGUUUGCUGUCCUAUGAUGUCUGCUUGGGAUCUUCAUAAAGCAUGGCCUGAAGCAGAAUUUAAGGUAGUUCCAGAUGCAGGACACUCGGCUAAUGAAGUUGGUGUCGCUGCAGAACUAGUAUCCGCGAACGAAAAGCUCAAAAACAUGUUGAGAAAAUGAACAGCUGCCUUGAUCUCAAAGGGUUCUAUUAUUCCAUCACUUAUCUGAUGCAGAAAUCCAGAAGCAUUUUCUUCUGGAUUUCAUCUGCGUUGUCAGAAAUACAGAAUAAGCAGUUCAUAGCUACAACAGCCAUGUGAUUGUGGGCACUGGUGUGUCAAACGAUGGCAUUCUCAUUUCAGUCAUAGUAGGCCUUGUUUUGAAAAUCAGUA
Molecule: messenger RNA, 1349 nt
Organism: Oryza brachyantha (malo sina)
Lineage: Eukaryota; Viridiplantae; Streptophyta; Magnoliopsida; Poales; Poaceae
Product: proline iminopeptidase
Exons: 11
Coding region: 16-1140 (374 amino acids)
Biological process (GO): proteolysis
Cellular component (GO): cytoplasm
Molecular function (GO): aminopeptidase activity
Source: RefSeq, a predicted model, not a curated record